ACCUCUCUACCUCACAGUCCACUAAUCUGUCGUUACAUCGUUUAGACGGGCGCGGCGUAGGUUUUAUCAAAGUGAAAAUUUCCUCCCGAUUCCCACACAACGUGCAUCAAGAUGACUGACAGAGAGGAUAAAGUUUACAAGGCUAAGUUGGCCGAACAGGCAGAGAGAUACGAUGAGAUGGUUGAGGCGAUGAAGAACGUCGCUGGGCUCGACGUCGAGCUGACGGUUGAGGAGAGGAACCUCCUCAGUGUAGCCUACAAGAAUGUGAUAGGUAAAGAAGCUUUUGUUUUUAGAAAUUAAUUGUUUUCUUGACAUUGUACGCAAAUAUGUGAAUCCAUGCCAGUAACUCCACUUAGACAAACUUGACAGUCAGUUGAGAAUGAGUUGAAGGAUAUAUGCCAGGAUAUACUUGAUGUAUUGGAUAAACAUCUAAUCCCCUCCAGCUCUACUGGAGAGAGUAAAGUAUUCUAUUACAAGAUGAAGGGAGAUUACCACAGGUAUUUGGCUGAGUUUGCCACUGGAAAUGACCGUAAGGAGGCUGCAGAGAAUUCUCUAGUUGCGUACAAAGCUGCGUCAGAUAUUGCCAUGACGGAGCUCCCACCCACACACCCAAUCAGGUUGGGACUAGCAUUGAACUUCUCCGUGUUCUACUACGAGAUUCUAAACUCACCAGAUAGAGCCUGCAGGCUUGCCAAGGCUGCUUUUGAUGAUGCUAUUGCUGAGCUGGAUACUCUAUCUGAAGAGAGCUAUAAGGAUUCAACACUUAUUAUGCAACUACUCAGAGACAAUCUAACCCUCUGGACCUCAGAUAUGCAAGGAGAUGGGGAUGCAGAGAAGGCAGAAGGAGAUGAAGCUAAAGUUAAAGUUGAGGAUGUAGAAACCCCAGCUCCUGCUCCAGCUGCACCUGAGGAAUCUUAGACAAGAAGCUCAGCAGUUUAAUAAAAAAGCAGCUCAGCAGCCCAGUUUACCUGAGCAGCUUAUCCAUCAAACACUCAUCAUCUUUGGCUCAUGAGAGUAAACUCCAUCACAGUGCUGCAUUCAUUUCAAACCAAAAAUAUUUUCUGAUUGUUGAGCAUCAUAGUUAUGGGUUAGGGCUCAGUACUCCCUAGUACUCCCCACUAGUACUUCAGUAUACAUAGUACUCCAAAACCUGUGUUCUGGCGUUUCUCAAGUAUUUGAGAGUUUUAAAGCUUUCUCGAGUAUUUAAAUUUAUCAUGUAAAGGACUAUUUUUGAGUAGCGUCACAAAACUAUUACUUAUCUUACUUUUUGCAGUUGUGCUUCAAUAGCUUUUCAGGUUUCGGGAGUAUUAAUAAUUAGGCCAUUGGAGUACUGAACAUACUGGAGUACUAAUUGAUGCAACUCCUGAAAUUAUAGUUUGUCUGAAUAUUCUUAAUCUAAAACAAUGUUACCAACACACCAGGUUUGCAAUUUAGUACAACAUUUUACAUUUAUGCACAAACUUUCUUUACAACACAAUCUGGGCAAUCCUUUGUAUCCCUCCCCCCCUUUCUAACAAAUACCCCACCCACCCCUGUAUUGAUAUUUUUAAGUUACCUGAACGAUAGAUCUUGAACCAGUAUUCCGGUAGUUUUUCUCAGGGGUGUUUAUUUCGUUGUAAAAAUCUAUCCCCCCUUCUUGAGAAAUGGGGGGAAAAUCUAUAUCUUUUUGGGAACAAAAUUAUUAAAAUAAUGUUAACAGUUCCCCCUUAAAAUCUGUGGCGGGGGGGGGGUAGCUAAUAAAUAUAUACCCCUGAAAUUUUACUAGUUCUAAAUAAACCAUUUUGUUCUUAACAGGGGGCAAGGUCUGGACACUUAAAAUCCAUCUUUAAUCACAGUCUUGACUUUUUUUCAUCUUUUUCCCCAGGGCUUGAGUUGGUUUAUUGUGAUGUACACCAUUCCGUAUUUAUUAUUCUAGAUUUUUUAUUCUUUUAUUUAUGACAUUUUUUCUUUCAAAUUGUAUUUGAGUGUCUGACGGGAAAUAUUUCCGGUGCAAAGGUUUCAAUUUUAACAGUGCUCAACUAUUUGGCAUUUAAACGUAAAUAUUAGGUUUUUGACUCAACUACACGAAUUUACUGUGAUUAUGUUUGUUUAAAAAUAUUAUUAUUAAUUUCAUUUUUUAA
Messenger RNA from Eurytemora carolleeae, 2120 nucleotides. RefSeq names its product 14-3-3 protein epsilon-like (gene 14-3-3epsilon). The transcript has 7 exons. NCBI's taxonomy places the organism in Eukaryota, Metazoa, Arthropoda, Copepoda, Calanoida, Temoridae. The record is from RefSeq and is a predicted model, not a curated record. Gene Ontology annotation, cellular component: cytoplasm. Gene Ontology annotation, biological process: signal transduction.